Rotaria sp. Silwood2 is the source of this 219-nucleotide messenger RNA. Lineage: Eukaryota; Metazoa; Rotifera; Eurotatoria; Philodinida; Philodinidae. The record is from the annotation of a GenBank genome assembly.
AUGUCAACAAAUUCUUAUUCUCUUAAGGGUGAUUAUAUUCAACGAGAAUUAAUUCAAUGUAUUGAAUAUUUACCCUAUAUAUUUUCGAAAUCAGCUAAUGGAGAUCAAUGCUCAAUACUAUUAUUAAAACCAGCUGUCAAAUUUGAUACAGAAUUAAUUGAAAAUUUCCAUCCACCUUCGAAAUCUGAUAAUGAACAAUUUUUACCAAUUAUAAAAUAG